AUGCCGAUCAAUCAGCCCUCCAACCAGAUCAAGUUCACAAAUGUGUCGGUCGUUCGACUAAAGAAAGGGAAAAAGCGUUUUGAGCUUGCUUGCUACAAGAACAAGCUGCUGGAGUACCGAUCCGGCGCCGAAAAAGGACCUCGACAACCCCCGUCAGCAGAACUCGCCAAGGCCUUUGGUGCGGACACACCUAAAGAUGAGAUCCUGCAAGAAAUUUUGCGCAAGGGCGAAGUGCAAGUCGGCGAGCGCGAACGAAAAGAUAAUCUAGAGCGAGUCGAGAAAGAAGUUUUGGAUAUCGUGUCUGGCCGACUGGUCGACCCCACCACGAAGCGCGUGUAUACCUCAGGAAUGAUCUCCAAGGCCCUGGACCAACUAAGCUCUGCCAGUGGCCAACAGCAACAGCAAACCGGCGGCGAGGCAAAUGGAUCGGGCGAAGAGCAGACGCAACACAAAAAGCCGAUGUGGACGGGUGUUUCAUCUAACCGGUCGGCGAAGAGUCAAGCACUCGAUGCCAUGAAGGCUCUUAUUGCCUGGCAGCCGAUUCCUGUCAUGCGUGCACGUAUGCGCCUCCGUGUUACUUGCCCGGUCUCGCUCCUGAAACAGUCAGUCAAAGCCGCGCCCGGAUCUGCGCCGGCAAAAGAAAAGGAAGCCCCGUCUGGCGGUUCAAAGGGCAAUAAGAAAGGUGGAAAAGGUGGAAAGAAGUCCAAGAAGGGUGACGACUCUGAUGUUGACGCUGGUGCUUCGGAUGCAGAGGCAGCGCCCAAAGCUCCUGGCACUGUGAAGGACUUGAUCAUGAGCUACAUCGAAUCUGUCGAGUCACAAGAAGUCAGCGGCGACGAGUGGGAGGUGGUUGGAUUUGCUGAACCAGGAGCGUACAAAGCAUUGAAUGACUUCAUCGGUAACGAGACUCGCGGAAGGGGACGUGUGGAGGUCUUGGACAUGUCGGUGACGCAUGAAGAUUAA
Penicillium maclennaniae is the source of this 963-nucleotide messenger RNA. Its product is annotated as guanine nucleotide exchange factor SDO1. Bases 1 to 963 code for a protein of 320 amino acids. The transcript is spliced from 3 exons. The record is from RefSeq and is a predicted model, not a curated record. Gene Ontology annotation, biological process: ribosome biogenesis. Lineage: Eukaryota; Fungi; Ascomycota; Eurotiomycetes; Eurotiales; Aspergillaceae.